AAAAUGCUCUUUCGUCUAGGGUUUCUCAAAUAAAAGCAAUAACUUAUACUCCCACCUUAUUGUUCCAAAAGCCUCAAAGAAGAAAGAACAUCAGCUUUCUCGCACAGGUAAACCAUGAAGCAUAACAAUGUUAUCCCCAAUGGUCACUUUAAGAAGCAUUGGCAAAACUAUGUAAGGACUUGGUUUAACCAACCUGCUCGCAAAACAAGGAGACGUGUUGCUAGGCAGAAGAAAGCUGCAACGAUCUUCCCUAGGCCAACAGCGGGAUCACUCCGUCCUAUUGUUCAUGGGCAAACACUAAAGUACAACAUGAAAGUCAGAGCUGGCAGGGGAUUCUCUCUAGAAGAGCUGAAAGCAGCUGGUAUCCCCAAAAAACUUGCUCCAACUAUAGGCAUUGCUGUGGAUCACAGGCGCAGGAACAGAUCCCUAGAAGGUCUCCAGACCAAUGUCCAGAGGCUCAAGACAUACAAAGCUAAGCUAGUUAUCUUCCCAAGGCAUGCUAAGAAAGUCAAGGCUGGUGAUUCUAGUGCCGAGGAACUUGCCAAUGCAACUCAAGUCCAGGGUCCUUACUUACCUAUUGUUAGAGAGCAGCCAGCUAUUGAGCUUGUGAAGGUCACGGAUGAAAUGAAAUCAUUCAAAGCUUAUGGCAAGCUGCGUAUUGAGCGUACCAAUGCUCGUCAUGUUGGUGUGAGGUUGAAGAGAGCGGCUGAAGCUGAGAAGGAAGAGAAGAAAUAAGACAUUUCUAAUGUCUUAUUUUAUUGCUAAUUUUUUUUGGACGAGUCUCGAUGAUAUGGAUUAUUUCGAGUACACUAUUAUUUCAAGAAUUUACCCUUUUUGUUCGUACUUGUUGAUGGGAGUCUGUUAUGCUCUAGUCAGAGACUAUAACUCCAAUAGUAGUAUAUCCUUGAAGCGUAA
Messenger RNA from Solanum dulcamara, 915 nucleotides. Its product is annotated as 60S ribosomal protein L13-1. The coding region runs from base 115 to 735 and encodes 206 amino acids. Gene Ontology annotation, molecular function: structural constituent of ribosome; RNA binding. Gene Ontology annotation, cellular component: ribosome; cytosolic large ribosomal subunit. Gene Ontology annotation, biological process: translation. The transcript has 5 exons. NCBI's taxonomy places the organism in Eukaryota, Viridiplantae, Streptophyta, Magnoliopsida, Solanales, Solanaceae. The record is from RefSeq and is a predicted model, not a curated record.